CGGGCGGGGAGCGGGAGGGGCGCGGAGCGGAGCCGGGCCCGCGCCGCGCGCCCCGCCGGGCGGGCUUCAGGCUGCGCCAGUGAGCCGGGCUGGUGGCGCCCGCAUCGGAGACCCGGAGCUGGACCUUGAGGCAGCAAAGGAGAAAACUGCAGUCCGGGAUGGCUCAGUUGGCGCGUCCAAAGUCUUGCAGCUGGUUCGGGCCGAGCCCGGACUGCGAGAGUGAGGCACAUGGCCCCUGCAGACCGGGCCUCGGAGGGUCCAAGGCUUGAGGACCCGUCGGCUCCCCACCCCCUUGGAAAGGCAAGGAGAGAAGCCUGCGCUGGUAGUGAGCUUCCACUUCUGCCCUUGACUGCAGCACCCUAGUGCCCUCCUGGCUUAGUCAUGGCGAAGCUGGAGACACUACCUGUGCGUGCUGACCCAGGGCGGGAUCCCCUCCUGGCCUUUGCCCCACGGCCUUCUGAGCUUGGACCCCCAGACCCCCGCCUGGCCAUGGGCAGUGUGGGCAGUGGGGUGGCCCAUGCCCAGGAGUUUGCCAUGAAGAGCGUGGGCACCCGCACAGGGGGUGGGGGCAGCCAGGGCAGUUUCCCCGGUCCCCGAGGCAGUGGCAGCGGGGCCAGCAGGGAGAGGCCCAGCCGCUACCCCUCAGAAGACAAGGCUCUCGCCAACUCCCUCUACCUCAAUGGCGAGCUUCGAGGCAGUGACCACACGGAUGUCUGCGGCAAUGUGGUGGGCAGCAGCGGUGGCAGCAGCAGCAGUGGUGGCAGUGACAAGGCCCCUCCACAGUAUCGAGAGCCUAGCCACCCACCUAAGCUCCUGGCCACCUCAGGCAAACUAGACCAGUGCUCAGAGCCACUAGUUCGUCCGUCAGCCUUCAAGCCUGUUGUACCCAAGAAUUUCCACUCCAUGCAGAACUUGUGCCCCCCGCAGACCAAUGGGACCCCUGAGGGUCGACAGGGCCCUGGUGGCCUCAAGGGCGGACUGGACAAGUCUCGGACCAUGACACCAGCAGGUGGGAGUGGGGGCGGCCUUUCAGACUCAGGCCGGAACUCACUCACAAGCCUGCCCACCUACAGCUCCAGCUACAGCCAGCACCUGGCGCCCCUCAGCGCCUCCACCAGCCACAUCAACCGCAUCGGCACUGCCAGCUAUGGUAGUGGCAGUGGUGGCAGCAGCGGUGGGGGGUCGGGCUACCAGGACCUGGGGACCUCUGACAGUGGGCGGGCCUCCAGCAAGAGUGGGUCCUCGUCAUCUAUGGGUCGGCCAGGCCAUCUGGGGUCUGGGGAGGGCGGAGGUGGAGGCCUGCCGUUUGCGGCCUGCUCACCGCCCUCGCCCAGUGCACUGAUCCAGGAGCUGGAGGAGCGGCUGUGGGAGAAGGAGCAGGAGGUGGCAGCUCUGCGACGCAGCCUGGAGCAGAGUGAGGCGGCUGUGGCCCAGGUCCUGGAGGAGCGGCAGAAGGCCUGGGAGCGGGAGCUGGCAGAGCUGCGCCAGGGCUGCAGUGGGAAGCUGCAGCAGGUGGCCCGCCGCGCCCAGCGCGCCCAGCAAGGCCUGCAGCUGCAGGUGCUGCGGCUGCAGCAGGACAAGAAGCAGCUGCAGGAGGAGGCCGCCCGGCUGAUGCGACAGCGGGAAGAGCUAGAGGACAAGGUGGCCGCCUGCCAGAAGGAGCAGGCUGACUUUCUGCCCCGGAUGGAGGAAACCAAGUGGGAGGUGUGCCAGAAGGCUGGAGAGAUUUCCCUCCUGAAGCAGCAGCUGAAGGACUCGCAAGCUGACGUGUCGCAGAAGCUGAGUGAGAUCGUGGGGCUGCGCUCGCAGCUGCGGGAGGGCCAGGCCUCCCUGCGGGAGAAGGAGGAGCAGCUGCUCAGCCUGAGGGACUCCUUCGGCAGCAAGCAGGCCAGCCUGGAGCUGGGCGAGGGCGAGCUGCCUGCCGCCUGCCUCAAGCCGGCGCUGACCCCCGUGGACCCGGCCGAGCCGCAGGACGCGCUGGCCACCUGCGAGAGCGAUGAGGCCAAGAUGCGCCGUCAGGCCGGGGUGGCCGCCGCCGCCUCCUUGGCUUCAGUGGACGGGGAGGCGGAGGCAGGCGGGGAGAACGGGACGCGGGCCCUGCGGCGGGAGGUGGGACGGCUGCAGGCCGAGCUGGCAGCCGAGCGGCGCGCCCGGGAGCGCCAGGGUGCCAGCUUCGCGGAGGAGCGCCGCGUAUGGCUGGAGGAGAAGGAAAAGGUCAUCGAGUACCAGAAGCAGCUGCAGCUGAGUUAUGUGGAGAUGUACCAGCGCAACCAGCAGCUGGAGCGGCGGCUGCGGGAGCGCGGGGCGGCGGGGGGUGCGAGCACGCCGACCCCCCAACAUGGCGAGGAGAAGAAAGCCUGGACACCUUCGCGCCUCGAGCGCAUUGAGUCCACAGAAAUCUGAUCCUCGACCUGGGAACGUGGCCUUCUGACAAUGUCUUGUCAAGAGGCCAGAGUCCCCAGUGUCCCCUCCCCUCCAUCUCUCUCCCCCAUAUGUCCCAUAUCCCCAGACCAAAGAGGUUCUCAAAGCAGCUGUGACCAGGCUCCUCCCUGCGACCCGGCUUCCCCCAGUGCUGUGCCCUCCCAGCUCCAGGGCUCCCUUCGUGGGCAGCCCACUUGGACCCUCCUAAAAGGAGGGAAUGGGUGAGGGCAGAGUCAGUGGGGAUGAGGGCCCAGGCAGCAGAGGAGUCAUGCUCCCUUUCUUGGCACCCCCUUGGAGAUGGAGACCGCAGACCUGCAAUGCCAUGAGGUGCCCCAGCCCCUCUGGUGGGGUCUGGGCUGCUACUGUCAGCCACCCUUUGUCCAGUGAUGCUCUCUGUGCUCACUUCGUAGGCUGUGGAGCCUGAGGGGGCUUGCAUGGUGUCUGCUGAAGCUGACCCUAGGCUCCUGGCUUCUCUCCUUUCUGCAGUGUUCUCCCUCCCUGGGCAGAUUGGCAGGACAAGUGGGAGCAGAUGGCCUGCCCGUGGUUGAGAGGGCUACCUGCCCAGCCCCUCCCCCCCAAGGUCUCUUGGGCUCAGGCCUCAGAGCCUGGCGAGGUCCUGAGUGUGUGUCCCUGCGUGUGCGUUGGGGGAGGGGAGGGCAGGGGCUAGAAGCUCAGCGCCCAGGGAAGAUCUGUCCUCUUGUUCUUGGGUCACUUGGAGGCUUCUCAGCUCUACCCUCACCCUUCUGGCCAGGAUCCUGCAGGGCAACAGCCCAAUCUACUUGGCUGACCCCACACCUAGGACCACUUUUCAGCUCUAACUACAGCUAUUAAGUGCUACCUGCCUCUCAGGCACUCCCUUCACCCAGUUUCUGAGGUCAGAUGAGUGUCUGCAAUGUCUUCCCCCACCUGAUUCCCCCAGCUUCCUGCUUUCAUGCUCAGCACAUCAUCUUCCUAGGCUGCCUCGUCCCCAAAGUCUCACCUUUUCUUCCAGUAGAAAAUUCUGCUUGACCUUUGGUGCACCUGCCCACUUCCCAGCUCCACUGAUUGGCCCAAGUCUGAGCCCGGGGCCCUUGUUUGAGGGGUGGGGAGGGGUGGAUGUGAUUGCCCUUGAAGAACAGGCUACCCUGAGAGGAACACUGACCUCUUGGUUCCCAGGGCCCUGAGAUGGCCUAGCAUUUGCCCAGGGUAGGCCAGGCACAGCCAUCAGCAGGGUUAGGGCAGCCAAUGUUACUUCCUCUCGGGGCCCUCUCAGACUCCAUCUCCCCAAGACAGGAAGGGAAAAGCAAAUUUCUAAUUCACCAGCAAUAAAAAUUGGAGGAGGCUUGGCCCUCAGCCCUGGUAUUUCUCUCUUUUUCACUCUCUUCCUCCCAUCCCCAACACUGAAUUUGGGGGGCAGGGUGGAGAGAGCUGGCAACUACUGUGAGCAAGUCCCCCAGCCCCUGAUUGGCCUCCUCCCAUGACUGGUGACUGUUUAAUGAGCUGUGCAUCCCCCACAAAACAGGAGCGCCCCUCUGUGUGGCCUCUAACACUUUGCACAGCCCCUCUGGGUGGUCCUCACCAGGUCUCUGAGCUGGGUGGGAAGCCACCCUGGCAACCACUGCCCACUCCACUCACCCCUCACUGCACCUGUCCCAGAACCUGGCCCUAGGCCACAGGGGCAGGGAGAAGAAAAGGCAUUAGUAGGAAAAAAAAAUAGAAAAAAAUAUGAACAGACUUAGCUUUGGGAUGUCCAACCACAAAAGAAAUUAUAUAUAAAUAUAUAUAAAUAUAUAUCUCUACCAUAUGUGAUGGAAAGACUUUUCGUUUUCCUUUCCCAAAGAAAUAAAAUGGAGAAAGCCUCUUGAGUGGCA
This is a messenger RNA of Microcebus murinus (gray mouse lemur), 4271 nucleotides long. RefSeq names its product leucine zipper tumor suppressor family member 3 (gene LZTS3). The record is from RefSeq and is a predicted model, not a curated record. Gene Ontology annotation, cellular component: dendritic spine. Gene Ontology annotation, biological process: regulation of dendritic spine morphogenesis. NCBI's taxonomy places the organism in Eukaryota, Metazoa, Chordata, Mammalia, Primates, Cheirogaleidae.